Messenger RNA from Diplodia corticola, 9249 nucleotides. RefSeq lists its product as uncharacterized. The transcript is spliced from 5 exons. Bases 1 to 9249 code for a protein of 3082 amino acids. The record is from RefSeq and is a predicted model, not a curated record. NCBI's taxonomy places the organism in Eukaryota, Fungi, Ascomycota, Dothideomycetes, Botryosphaeriales, Botryosphaeriaceae.
AUGGCAUCCAGCCGAGAUGCUUCCGGCUUUCUGAUCAACCAUGUCAUCUUCCCGGCGAAACUGCCUCAACAUGAAGAAGACUUGGACACAGAGCGAAGUGGGGAACAACUGUUGAUACAACUACUGAACGACACUCUGGAGAACUUUCUUGCAGAGUGCGCACCCGGCCUUCAUGUCAAAUGGAAGCCAGUCUGCUGUGCACUUCAGCACCUGGCCAACGGCUGCACCGACGACGAGGCUUCCCUAAGCUCAGCACUUCGCCGUCUCGAGCCUGCUGAUGCUACAAUCAUUCACGUCAAGGCUCAGAAUGCCGGCCUCUUGCUGUUUCGUCCAGACGCUGAGUCCGUCAUGGCGCAUGCAUUCGAAGCCUCGGCUCAAUCUGAACAUGUCAUGGGAUCCUCUGACCGCCUGACUUGGAGAUUCCCUGGCCAAACCGUCAUCUUCCGAAGCCAUCUCCUCCAUGACAGCGCUUUCGUUGACGAACUAGCAGCAAUGGUGCUACAGAUGAGUGUCGAGUCUGUUGAAUCCUCCAUGCACACCAGGAAGAAGGCCAGCUCCGCCGUAACAGAGGAACGCGAGACUGCCAAUCCCAGGCUCGUCACAGAGGCGCUCAUGGCUAUUCUGAGUGCCUGGGGACAUUCUUGCCAGAGUCCAGACAUUGUCAAGCAUGUCCGCGAUGACGUUAACUGGAGUCAUAGCAGGCUGCCCUGGAGACGCUCUCCUCUAUGGCUCGUUGCCCGUGUUAGCAUUCAGAUACUGCUGUCACACACAUGCACCGCAGAGGAAGUCCGCAUUCAGUACAAGAACUUCAUGGCGUUUUUCGUUGCCAGGCUUUGCAACAACAUCAUCACCGACCCUGUUGAUGCUGACGUGAAGAUGAUAGCUGCUACAAAGGCUGCACGACGCCUUGCGAAGCUCCGAGACGAUGCCUUUCCGUUUGUGGGAGAUGCAGUGCGGCUUGCCGUGGCAAAUGUUCACGCCAAACUAGAUUCUUCCUGGUCAAAGUUCCAGACGCAGGAAUCGCCGUCAAUCCCGAGCUUGCCCACGGAAGCCACCAUCGAUGAUUGCACUCUUCGUUUGGCCAACAGCCGCGACUACCUUCGAUCUGUUGCACUAGGCCAUGAUGAAAAGCCAGAGCCUUCCAACGUUCCCUUGGAAUCUGGGCCCCGCUUAGCGUUCAAGGAGGAUGGCUUGCCUCAGCUGAGAAGGGCUUCAGACUCAACUCAUAACCUCUUCCUUCUCACCGACUUCGAAGUAUGGGUCAUGAACGACCUUCACUCAUGGACGAGUUGUAGGAACGGUACUGAGACGGACUGCGACUCGUUACUCAAUGUGAUGCGUACCUAUGUGGAGAUCGCUCGCGAAGAAUACAAGGACAACCCUCGAUCGCUUUCCGUCAUGCUACUGGCCGCUCUGGAGAUUUGGAAAGCUCUGGAUACAAUUUGCUUGCAGCUAUAUCCGCUAAUGCGGAAGUUUGGCCCCGCAAUCCCGGGAAUCGCUAAUCCACUUCUGCUUCCUCAGAUUCAUCAGAUGAAGUGCCUAGAUCGCAUAGAGAAUCAUCUUGCGAAGCGUUGGAAAGAAUGGGAUCCGAGCAAUCCAUCCAUCCUGGGCCAAUUGUCUGAGCGGUCAUUCUGCUUCCAGUUCUAUGCGCAAUCUCAGCCGCAUCAAGCCAUGCGCAAGAAAAUCAACGAUGAGGCAUCUGAAAGAAGAGUUCGCAAGCGUUCAGAGUGGAUGGACAGAUCAGAGCAUCACAGGGUGCUGUUGCACGAAGCUUCGCGCAUGGAACACACACAAGACAUCAACAAGAGAGGACAGCCUUACUGCAAAAACGGUUGCCCAAAAUGCUCGAAGGAAAAGAAAGCUCAUAAGAUGCGUAUCAACGUGGAUGAGUGGCCACUGCCAGCGGAUGAAGUACAGGCUCGAGCUGCCGUCUUCGAGCUCGAUUGCCCUGCUGGCUUUUCUGCUUGGCGAGAUGCUACGUGGCUCAUCAUCCAGGACCUCGGGCGUACAACAUAUUCACAUGGGCGUCCUGUCCUGCAACCGCUUCAAGAGUAUGGCCCUUUGAUCCCACAUGCAUCUAAUGUAAGAGGCCGGACAAUCACGAUUGCCUCUCAGGCGAAGUCCUUCCUCAAAUCUCACUACAGAGACCAUGCCUUCCCCGUCACUUUUGAGAAAAUCGCAGUCAAUAACGGCUUGCGGUAUGGGCUAGUCGAUAGCAGCAAACUCAAUUGCUGGGUGAUGGAUCAGAUGUCACCACCAAGCUUUGACCAGCAUUGCAUCUCGUUAUUACCCAGCGGACCGUACUCUAAUUUGCAGGACUUUGUGAACAGCACCUCUCGGACGCCGAACGAAAGCCUAGCGGCGCAACAAAAAUGCCACCCUGGAAUCACUUCUCACGAGUUCCUAGCCUUCAGCUCGCUGCGGGCAGGGGAACGCAUCCAGUGGCUGAAUAUCAUACGGGAGCUGGGAUCAGCAGACUUGUCUUUCAAUGCUGCAGAGGUCCAUGUACUCAUUCGGCAAGCAGCCCUGCAAGCGGGAUCGCGUGCUAAGCAUACAGUCCUCAGAGAAGCCCACAUACCUUUUGCGGAUCCCAAUUUCUGUGCUCGGCUAAUCAACCUUCUGGAUGGUCAUCUUUCGAAUAUCACAUCGAACUGGAGAGAACAAAGCCGACUCGCUACUAUCGCCUUGUUGGGGCUUCGGACCUUGACUCUUAGCGUAGACCCAUCGACUGCAGCACUGGCUAUGCAAUUGCUUCGAGGAGUUCGUAAAGUAGCUCUCCGUUGGUGUCGAGACAUUUCCAGCAACGUUGAGAAAUGCAAGACAGAGGCUGAGAGUGGACGGAUGAGAGUGUUUCUUUGCCAGUCCGCCCUGACCUGUCGCAUGACGUACGAUACAGACCAUGGCCGCACCGACUUGGUUUUGGCCGAUCAAUCCGAUGUCGCCGACUUUGUCGAGUCUGCCAUUUACCUCAACGACAAUUAUUCAGCUUACCAGCAGAAUGCCUCCACUGAAAUCCGACAAUCCGUUCUCCUAGACAAGAAGCUCUCACGUCGUGUUUCCUCUCGCCUUAGGGAUCUGAUAAGUGUUUCAGGAUCUGGUAUCAAUGAUGGGAUCAAGAACGCUUAUGAAGUGACCGGUCUUCAUUUAAAUUGGAAGUUGGUGGCAGGCAAAAGGGGCCGGUGGAUGGCCUGCUCUCGAACACUACAACCGAGCGGUGUCGUGCAAUUUUGUCACUAUGAUGUCCUAUCGGGGACGCUCUUGUUAGAUGGACGACGCGUUGGUAGACUGCCAUUGGAGUACAUGAGUGCCCCACUGUACAGUAGGGUGUUCGAUUCCCGCAUCUUGAAUGUUACUCGGUCCCAGCUACCGUGCAUGGAAUACACGGCACUUAAGUCGAUCAAUGGACACCAAGUCCAUCUGGCGAUGAGGCAUGGAGAGCUUCUCAUCAAGGCAGUUGUCGGGGAACGCCAUCUUCGGCUUAUACCCCAUGAGGUAUUGAAGCUCGAUCUGCCUAGAUGCCUGACCGACGGCUUCAUCCAUUGGAUGGAUUUGCGAAGCGGCGAGAUCGAGUUCCGGCCCCUGAAAUCACCCUGGGAUAUUCCCGAAAGGACGUGGAGACUCCAGUUUGAAGGAAACGGGAGCUCGUAUCUGGAAAUUGGUAACAAAAGACUGGUGGACGGAGACUCUAAGCUGGGAAAAGCAGUCCUCAAUAUCCUCCAAGCCUUGGAGUAUCGUCACAACAUCAUCAUCCACUCCACGUCUGGUGGGAUCGAGGCCGAGAUACCACGGAUGCGGUUGACGUUCACGGUAAACGAUGACGGACGCCUAGAAUCGAAACAACUCCGCGGAAUCGUCGAGCCCGAUCAAAGCAUCGGAUGUUUGUUCGGAUUGCGGAACAAGCUCAUCCUUCGGAACAUGGACUUACAUCCCAACAUCCCACACAGAAGCGUUGUUAUACCGUACGGUCCGGUCUCAGUUUCCAGGUCCAGUGACCACAGCCGAGUUACAAUUCAACUCGGCUAUGCGUCAAAAUUACCCUUCAUGCAAUAUCAGGUCGACAUCAGAUUGUCACGUCUACGAAGCCAGCAAGGUGCUCUUAGCAAGCUGUUUCUGGCCUACCUGCAUGCGGUAACUGGCUGGGUGAUGUCUGACCCACUCAGUGGCCAUACCGGCACUCAAGAAGCCUUACGGAUCCUGCGAGAACAAUCUCUGAGGACUUCAGCAUCCAUUAAUGAGGAAGUCGUCCCGUUGCUCAACAUGAUUGCAGAGCUGACUCCUUCGCGGUUCUUCUACCCAAGAGACCUACGCAAAAUGCAAGAGGUCGAAUUUCAGUCAGCUUUGGGUGAACUGGCGCAGCACGAAGAUUUCCACUCCUUGGUUGAGGAUCUGGUGGGCUACGCAUCCCAACUCGAUAUGCUGGAGACAGGACCGAGCCCUGUACUGAUCUUAGAAAGCCGCGGUGACCCGGUCCUUCUACUGAGGGCAGCCAAUCGCAACUCCUGUCUUCGUAACACGCACCUGGGAGAAAAAGAGAGGUGCGACACUGUGUACGUUGCGAGAGAUGGAAAUGGCGAUAGCGCUGAAGCUCGCCGAGUGUACGAGGUCGCCUCUUUGGUUCGGCUAUGGCCAAAAAAGACUGACGUUGCUCGGGACCUUGCUUCGAGGGUGAAACAAUGGGGACAGAUUGAAGGCUACAAUCAGAAGUUGGAUCUAUCCGAACUGACUUGCAGCGACCUCCUGGAGUUCCCUGUUGGCCGAAAAUGGGGCUCGCUGUACGAGCUUUGUCGAGGAUGUGACCGCUCAAUCGACCAGUAUAAACUGGUGCGCCUAUUUGCAAUGGUCGUCUUCGCACAGGCCGAGUCCUUGCCAGAUGUGCGGACGCUUUUGGGUAUUGCCAGUUCCGGAAUGUUCACUGAUAUACAAGCCGCGAAGUCAAGGUACGACCUCACUUUUGGGGUAUUCCCUGAUCACAGUCUACUCCAUUCCACGGUCUCAAAGUACAUGUCAGAACCAGUAAAAGCCAAAAACGAAUCUCAUGAAGAAUGGGAAGGCAGGCUUGCUGCGUUCCGCAUUAAGAUGGAACAGGACGUGCCAUCGAUCGUCAACCACAUUCUAGGACUUUGGCCUUGUGAUGUCCCCGGAGUUCCUCUAUCUCUGGUGAGAAGCAUAGCCCGUCACACGGAAGCCAUGACCGAGUGCGAGGGGUAUUUCACAUCCUGGAAUGACAACCGAAAGUUCAUGAUGCACAUUGCCGGUGUCGAGUCUGAACUUCGGAAGAUUUGGUCCGGACCCGUGGACAUACCGUUGCGGGUACUCCCGAAGAGAUCAAACCUGACGUGCGAAAGGGCAUCGGUCGUUCUAGCACCAGACCUCAUAGGCCUCCUCAGCCAGAGGACUUCUCCAAAGCCACCGAUCAUUCCUUUGCCAAUUCAGGCCAGCCGGCCUAGUCAGCCUGCAAAGCAUUUGCCGGGCCUAGAAGAGCUGGGAGGAAUAAUAGAGAGCAUGAUGGACGAUGAUGAACCAACUCGUACAGCAUACGCAAAGGAUUUGGACGCCAGUCUUUCAUCUCUAAAGCAGGCGAACCUUCCCAAAACCCCCGAGACGAUUCCGCUGCACAAUGACGAGCUUCUUGAUCACCAUGCUGGACUAAAGAAGCAAGUUUCUGCUGCACUUUAUUCAACUAACCUGACAUUGAGACCCAAAGAGCUUUCGGAUACGGUUUUGCACCAUGUCGGAUUAUGGCCUCGCAUCGAUACAGCAUCAUUGCUCGCAUGUCUUUCUGCGCAUCGUCGGAGAUCGGUACCUGGCCAUUGGCAAGACUUCCUCAUCUCAUUCGGCCAGCUGCUGUCCUCGCUCCAGAGACUCGAAAGGCUACUGACCCUUCGUCACCGGAAUGACAUCUUGGGGUUCUACAAGGAAGCGGAAGAGUCAGGUCAUCAGUCGUGGAGCGCUGCUGAAUAUCCUGAUUGGCUUCUCAUUGAGAUCGAAAAUGACUUGACCAUCCGUGAUAUCCAGGCGAAAGUGGCCCGGAAAAUGAUCCAACCCGACGAGCAAAGGAACGCUGUCUUGCAACUCAACAUGGGCGAAGGAAAAUCGUCUGUGAUUGUUCCGAUGGUGAUGACGGCUUUGUCCAACGGCGUCACUGUUGGAAGGCUCGUCGUUCUCAAGCCUCUUCUCAGGCAAACGCUAGAUUUGCUUUCACAACGGCUAGGCGGAUUGGUUGACCGCCGCAUCUUUCACGCACCGUUCACCAGGGAGAACCGACUUGAGGCAUCCCAGGUCACUCAGCUUCGCGCACAUUUUGAGCAAUGUCGAACCGACCAAUGCGUAGUCGUCACUCUACCAGAGCACAUGAUGUCUUUUCGGCUCACGGGGCGCGAACGCCUCCGGACCGAAGCUCAACUGGGAUGGCAAAUCAUCGACCUGGAGAAAUGGCUCAGCGCCACGUGCCGCGACGUUCUUGACGAGAGCGAUGCAAUUCUUGACCCACGCUUCCAGUUGGUGUACUCGAUGGGCAACCAGAGGAUGAUGGACGGCCAGCCUGACAGAUGGGUUCUGACGCAGCGGCUCCUCGCACUCUUUUCGCGUCAAGCCUGCCGCUUGCAAGACGAAGGGUCUCAGGAUGUGGAGGUGGAUUUUCGGGGCCGAGGCUUCCCUGUGAUCACUUUCCGCAAACCUGAAGUUGGCCUCAUCUUAUCGGACCGCGUCGUCGAGGAGAUCGGACGAGGGAGUCUGUUGGGUGUCUCACUUUCGCACUGUUCUGUUGCGGUGCGCAAGGCGGUUCUGGAGUUCAUUCGGGAUCGUUCCGUAUCUGAAAAGACCUUGACGGUGGUGAAGCAGGAGUUCUGGGCUUCAUCGAGUUGGAAAAACUUGCAUCUGCUUCGCGGGCUGAUUGCCAACAACAUCCUGCUCUUUUCCUUCCAGCAGAAACGUUGGCUCGUCAACUACGGACUCGAUCUCUCGCGAUGCAAGAUGGCGGUACCAUACCGAGCGAAGGGUGUCCCAUCAAUCAGUGCUGAAUUCGGCCACCCGGACGUCGCCAUCGUCCUCACAUGUCUGAGUUAUUACUAUAACGGGUUGACCUCCGCGCAACUCAGGCAAGCCUUCGACAACCUCUUUCGCGAAUCCGAUCCAGCCAGCGAAUACGAACUUUGGGCACAGGACUGCCCGAGCUUAUCCAUACGGAGUCUUCACGGAAUCAACUUGGAGGACGAACGCUCAUGGGCUGACAUCAUCUUCCCGCAACUUCGGUUCUCCAAGUCGGCUGUCGACUACUUCAUGACGACCGUGGUGUUCCCGCACGAGGGGAAAGAGUUUCCUACAAAGCUGUCCACCUCGGCGUGGGACAUUCCUUCCGAGAUGCAGCCAAGCACAGGCUUCAGCGGUACCAACGACAACAAGUUCCUCCUGCCGCUAUCUAUCCACCAGAAUGAUCUUCCGCAAUUGCAUCACACGAACGCCAUGGUGGCGAACAUGCUCCUUCAGCGGGAGAACCGACAAUAUUUGGAGGCCAAAGACAUCAGUGGCAAGCGGCUCAACACUGAACGCCUCUUGGAGCUAUUCUGCACCCAAACUCCUGCAGUUACGGUUCUAAUUGACGUCGGAGCUCAGGUACUUGAAGCGAACAAUGAAGAUGUAGCGAAGAAGUGGUUGCAACUUUCUCCCAACGCCGACGCGGCGGUAUUCUUCGACGAGGCCGAUGUGAAGCGUGUUGUGGACCGACAAGGGUUUGUUGAACGGCUAUCGAGCUCCGGAUUUCACCAGAAUCUCGACAGCUGUUUGAUAUACCUGGACGAGGUGCACACCCGCGGCGUGGAUAUCAGCAUGCCAACGCAUGCCCGCGCCGCAGUCACACUUGGGCCAAAGACUACGAAGGAUCGCUUAGUCCAAGCUUGCAUGCGGAUGCGCCAGCUCGGCUGUCACCAGUCCCUCGUGUUCUUUGCUCCCCCAGAGGUGCAUCAAGAGAUCUUCGCCCUCUCAGACAAGCAGCAAGACGCCAAACUGAACUCGCUCGACGUCCUGCGCUGGAGCUUCGAGCAAACGUGCCAAGCAACAAGCUCCAUAAAACCGCUCUGGAUCAUGCAGGGCCUGGAGCACAGCCACCGAAAGCGCCUCUGUGCCCAAUACCUGCAAGGCGAGACCUCGACGCCCUCCAACACAGCCGACUUCAGCUCCCGCCUGGAAGAGCCCGAGGGUCGCACUCUGCAAGAAAUGUACGGCGGCGGCUCCGGUGAAGCCGUCUUCCGCGCCUGCCUCACCGACGCGGAGGCGCGCCGAGACCCAACCGUCCAGCACCUGCUAUCCGAGUGGCACGCCUUCAAACAAGGCCCCAGCCGCGACUGGUCCCUGCAGGAAGAGCAAGAACGCGAAAUCGCGCACGAAGUCGAACAAGAGCGCGAGCUACAGCUGCCGCCCCCAGCCGAGCCCUUCGCGCACACCCUCGACCCCGCCGUGCGCUCCUUCGCCGCCACCGGCACCCUCACCGCCAGCGCCUCCCCCACCGCCGCCAUCCAACCCGCCUUCGCCACCCUCCGCUCCACAACCGCCUUCCCGCACCUCCCGCCCACUUCCGGCCCCGCGCAAGCGCUGCUGUACGCGACCGCCGACUUCGCUGGCACCGUCGCCACCGCGCCCGGCUCUUUCGCCGACGCCUUCCUCCGCCCCGUCAAGUGGAUCCUCUCCCGCAAGCCCGGGAUGGCGUCCUCUUCUGACGCUGACGCGCCGCUCCUCCUCAUCAUCAGCCCCUUCGAGGCCGACGCGCUGCUGCCCGCCAUCCGGCGGAACUCAACGGCGGUGCGGCUGCACGUCUAUUCGCCGAAAACGUCGCGGGCGAUGCGCGACUUCUCGCGGCUGGAUUACUACAACGUGUGCGGUGAGGCUGGGGCGGAGGCGUACGGGGCGGAGGCGUACAGGGCGGACGCGCUGGUGGCGGCGCAGUUGGGGGUGUUUGGGGGGAGUCUAUUUUUCGAGGAGUGGGCGGCGUACAAGGUCGUGGCGGAUUGGUUGGGCAUCGUGACGGAUGCGGAGGGGGUGGUGGAAGGGGUGGUGGUCGGGAGGGAUGGGUUUGUGGGCGAGGAGGGAAGGAGGCGAAUGGGGUGGAGGGUGGAGUCGCCGUUUGGGGAGAGUCCGGUCGGGUUUGUGAAUGCGCUGGUUGGGAUCAGGAGGAAGGGGCAUGUGUAUUCGCAGACGCACUUGGGGCAUUUGCUGGGUGGGAGGGUGUUGACGGAGGAGGGGUUUGGGAGGGUGUGA